AUGUCAUCCAAGAGCCAGUCAAGUGUUCUUCAUAAAUUCAAGGGAGUCAUCUUUUCUACCAUGUCUUCAGAAGAACUUCUAAAUUCCCUGGAUUCUUUUGAGGCAAGAGAGGAUGAUGUGUUUCUGGUUUCCUAUCCAAAAUCUGGCACUCACUGGAUUGCAAAAAUCAUUGAGAACAUUCCCAAUGCUAGAAUUACCCUAACACCUCCUAUUGAAUUGGGAGACAUUUCUAAAUUCGAAGAACUAAAAACGUACUGUGAGACGAGAGUUAUUCCAACGCAUUUGAGCUACAGCAUGCUACCAAUGAAUAUUAAACAGAAACAAUGCAAGAUUAUCUACAUCAUUAGGAAUCCAAAAGAUAUAGCUGUUUCAUUCUUCCACUACUACAGGGAUAACCCUAAUCUCCCUAGCAUUGAAACCUGGCAUGAAUUUUUUGAGCUGUUCCUAAAAGGAGAUGUUGUAUAUGGAUCCUGGUUUGAUCACGUUUUAAGCUGGGAAGAACACAAAAAUGCUAAGAACAUUUUAAUUAUAUUCUAUGAGGAGAUGAAGAAAGAUCCUUCUAAAAACAUAAGGAAAAUAGCUACUUUCUUCGGUUUAAACAUGACUGACAGUGAGAUUAAUCAGAUUGUUUGGAAAACAUCAUUCACUGAAAUGAAAAAUAAUACAGCCAAAGAAAACUGUGAUCCAAAUCACACCAUCUGUGCCCUCACUUCUAACAGGAACCUGGUAUUUAGGAAAGGGGCAGUGGGUGAUUGGAUAAACUACUUCACUUCAAAGCAGAAGAGAGUAUUUGAUGAACUAUUCACAGAGAAAAUGAAGCAUAGUGAACUAGCAAAACACUUUGGAGAUUACUCUUAA
Molecule: messenger RNA, 858 nt
Organism: Budorcas taxicolor (takin)
Lineage: Eukaryota; Metazoa; Chordata; Mammalia; Artiodactyla; Bovidae
Product: sulfotransferase 6B1-like
Exons: 6
Coding region: 1-858 (285 amino acids)
Biological process (GO): sulfation
Cellular component (GO): cytoplasm
Molecular function (GO): sulfotransferase activity
Source: RefSeq, a predicted model, not a curated record